Molecule: messenger RNA, 1009 nt
Organism: Hevea brasiliensis (rubber tree)
Lineage: Eukaryota; Viridiplantae; Streptophyta; Magnoliopsida; Malpighiales; Euphorbiaceae
Exons: 2
Coding region: 212-799 (195 amino acids)
Source: RefSeq, a predicted model, not a curated record
UAUCUUUCGCCUUCUUUGAAUUCUUUUCUUUCUAAUAUCUUUUCAAGAAUCUCAAGCAUAGAAUUUCUUUGUUCCUACUUCAGUUGGGUUCUCUUUUGCAGGUUCUAACAUUUGACAAUCAAGAGGUUGUUUCAUACACAUCUGUUGUUCUUUUCCAACUCCUACCAUUCUUGCAUCAUUGUCAUCAUCAACAAGUAAUCUUCAGGGAUCAAUGGAACAAAAUCUUACAUCCCACCAUUCAAGUGGGCGAAAUUACAGAUCGAAAGUGUUGGAUAAGAAAAGGGUUCUUCAGUUUGUUUUGCUUGCAGGAAUUUGCAUGUGGUUGCUAUACAAAGUCAAUAACUCGCACCACCAACAUGAGAGUUACAAUGUGAAUCCUCAAAAUCCCAGUGAAAGAAACAUAACCAUAGUUUUGGGGCGCAAGGGGAUGGUGAAGGAACUAAAUGGACCUAAGGAAGAAUCCCAAGAUAAAAAUGGUCCAGAAGAAUUUGAAAGAAGAGAAGAUGGAGGUGUAGGAGACGAUGAGAUUGAUGUUAAAAAUAAUGAAGAUGCAAAGAAUGUAUUGGAAAUUGUACAAGAAGAAACUGGAAUACUAAAUGGUGGAAAUGAAGCAGCACACCUAGCCAAGUCUCAUCUUGAAAUUGCAAACGAAGAUUCUGAAAUAGAGAUAGUGGACGAUAUUGGUGAAAAUGUUCAUAGAGUUGAGGCAUUUCUGGAUGAAAAUGGGAUUCCACCAGAUGCCUACUAUUUUAUCAAUCCAACAUCAUAUGAGCCUAGGGGCAGAGCCCAAGAAUCUUAACAAGAGUCGAGCAAUUUCAAAUGAAAAUUCAUUGCAGGCUAACGAACUAACAGAUUAACAUCCUCGCAAGAGUCCUACUAGUAUGAGUAGAGGAUGUUAAAUUGAAAGUGUUAGUCAUAAUUGUUGUGCAUUGUGCAGAAUGUGAGUUUGAAACUGCUAAUAUUUAGAUGCUUCAUGGCCUAAUCAACUUUAAAAUGAUGGUUCCCCAGA